Pimephales promelas (fathead minnow) is the source of this 2554-nucleotide messenger RNA. It is a transcript of the gene hnrnpdl, whose product is annotated as heterogeneous nuclear ribonucleoprotein D-like. The record is from RefSeq and is a predicted model, not a curated record. Lineage: Eukaryota; Metazoa; Chordata; Actinopteri; Cypriniformes; Leuciscidae. Gene Ontology annotation, cellular component: chromatin; nucleoplasm. Gene Ontology annotation, molecular function: poly(A) binding; poly(G) binding. Gene Ontology annotation, biological process: regulation of gene expression.
AUUUCGUCACUGAUCUCCGUCCGCCAUUUUAAUCAACGCGGCACUUUAUUUGUGUUGGAGUCUAUGACCUUUUAAAACCGCUGUAAUAUAUUCUACUUUAUAGCUAGCGUCGGAUCAAACCACACAUACUCCAAAAUGCAGGCCGAAGAACAAGGCGACUUCAGCACUGACGAGUUUCCAGAAGGCUCCAAAAUAAACGCGAGUAAAAACCAGGAGGAUGACGGCAGGAAAAUGUUCAUCGGUGGACUAAGUUGGGACACCAGCAAGAAAGACCUUACUGACUACCUGUCCAAAUUUGGAGAGGUCCUGGACUGCACCAUCAAAACAGACCCCAUGACCGGGCGCUCCAGGGGCUUCGGGUUCGUGCUCUUCAGAGAUGCUGACAGUGUAGAUAAGGUGUUAGAGCUGAAGGAGCACAAGCUGGAUGGCAAAUUGAUUGAUCCCAAGAGAGCCAAAGCCAUUAAGGGCAAGGAACCCCCCAAGAAGGUUUUUGUCGGAGGUCUAAGUCCAGACACAACUGAGGAACUGAUCCGGGAAUACUUCGGGGCUUAUGGGGACAUUGAAAGCAUUGAGCUUCCCAUGGACACCAAAACAAAUGAGAGGAGGGGAUUCUGCUUUGUGACGUACGUUUUAGAGGAUCCGGUUCAGAAACUGCUGGAGAACAGAUACCAUCAAAUUGGAUCAGGGAAGUGUGAAGUGAAGGUUGCCCAGCCUAAAGAAGUGUACAGACAGCAGCAGAACCGAGCGGACCGGGGCUUUGGUGGAGGACGGGGAGGAGGAGGAGGACGCGGAGGUGGCCGAGGAAGAGGACAGGGCCAAGGCUAUAAUCAAGGAUACAACAGCUACUAUGGCCAGAACUAUGGAGGCUACGGCAAUGGAUACAACCAGGGCUAUAAUGGCUAUUCUGGCUAUGACUAUUCAGGAUACAACUAUCCAAAUUAUGGCUAUGGACAAGGCUAUGAUGAGUACAAUGGUCAAACGAGCAGUUACGGCAAGGCCUCGCGGGAGGGCGGAAACCAUCAGAACAGCUACCAGCCGUAUUGAUGAAGUGGCUAAACGCAUUCAUAUCAAUGGUAAGGUCACACAUCUUCGCCACGCUCUGGACCCGACCUGUAUGUUAAAGAUCAAUAGACAAUAACUAACAGCCUAAAGGCGGCCUAUGCAUACCAAUGCAGCUGAGUUAAAUACAUGUCUAUAGAUCUUUAAUCGCUAAUGUUUGUGUAGCCAUUUUGCCUUUUUAGCGUGCCAGAAAAACGUAAGAGUUUUUCUGUAGGUUUUCCUUUUCCUCCUCCUGCUUUAACAGGUGUUCAUAAAGGAAUAACAUAGAGACUUGAUAGCAAUGCUAACAGGUAAAGUACAGCUAAAGGGGUACAGAGUAAAGGCGCCUCUCCUGAUUUUUCCUUUCUUUCCCUAAUUCUGAUUAUUGUACCUUGUUUGUACCUGCCAGCGGGGACUUCAUUGCAGGCCGUGUGUCACCUGACCACGACAUUCUCUGGGCGUCGCACAUAGCGGGCAGAGAGCACGGCAUGCACAAGAAAGCGCUGUCCUGUGGUAUGGUCUCUUCAAACUUCCUGUACCAGCGUAAAACAAACAAAAAGACAAAGGAGAUUCCCCCAUUUUCCUUAAGUUGUUGGUUUUCGUUAACAGUUCAAAGUGUGUUUUUUCCAGGACUUUAUUAACGUAACCUAAAAGUGAUUCAUAAUAACUGCUUUGAUGUAUUCUCUUUUUCAAUUGUAGUGCUCUUGUAUUUCAGUUGUGGAGCUUCAGUGAUUUUUAUUUUCUUUGGUUUCUUCCUUAAAACGGUCACCUCCCUUGUAAAUAAUUGCAUAAACUCUCUCAUAAUGCUUGCUUUUUCUUUAGAGGCCAUAGAGAACUUCAAAUGGGUUCACCAAGGCUUUUUCUUAAACGUAGCCUUUAAAGAUCAUAUGUAAUAUGGGUUUACGAAGCCAUUAAAAGCUGAUAAAUCUGUGUUAGACAGACUCACACAUUGGCUGAAUGCAAAUGACAUUGCGAUUUUCAGGUUAAGACGUUUGGGCUCGCUCCUCGAAUGGUCGACCGGCCUCUUGGAGCUGAAGCUUUUGCUGGCUUAUGAGCUGUUUUGUCGUUAUAAGACGUCGAACAUAUGAUCUUUAAUCUUUAAUGAUGAUUUUCCUAGUUUAAAAUCGACAGCUCAAGAAGUUAAACACUGAAACAUGGACGUGCUGUUUUUUUUGACGCGUCCAAAUCCGAGUGGUUCAUCUUGUGUAUCUUCUCUUGUAGGUCGGCAGGCUGACUUCGAUAUUGCUCCUCGGAGGCAGCUUGUGGAAUCCUGUCCGUAAACAACUAUUAAAUAUGUUAUCCGGUCCUCUGGGGACAAAUUCAGUGUCUGACCUUGUAAAUAGCGAGACGUUUUGUUUCCAAGUUUGUCUUAUUCUGUGCUUUGUUCAGAUCGAACCUGUAGGUUUUGUGCUGAUGUGUUCUUAAGUCUUGAUUAGGAAAAGUGUCCUUUAUUUUGUAUUUUAGUUCUUUUCCUGACGUUUUUUUGGAUAAAGGGAUUAAAAAAUGGGAAACAGUU